This is a messenger RNA of Neurospora tetrasperma FGSC 2508, 1885 nucleotides long. RefSeq lists its product as uncharacterized. NCBI's taxonomy places the organism in Eukaryota, Fungi, Ascomycota, Sordariomycetes, Sordariales, Sordariaceae. The transcript has 4 exons. Bases 193 to 1392 code for a protein of 399 amino acids. The record is from RefSeq and is a predicted model, not a curated record.
CAAUCUUCAAAACCCCGCCCGACGAUGGAUCAGAUUUGACAUUUUUGAAAUCCAUUUUUCAGAUCCAAGAACGCCACACACACACUGUUCUCCUCUCUUCCCGUUCGCCCAUGCUUCUUUGUGCUACGUAUUGUUACCAGACAAUAUCGUGAAGAAGCAGCAGCAGCAGAACUCAUCACACAAUAAGAAAAAAUGACAGUUCCCGUCAAGGGCCGAGGGCCACAAGUCGCCGGAGCUGCGGGGCUUUUCGUCGCACUCAGCACCGUCGCCGUCCUAUUACGAUGCUAUUGUCGAGUCAUUAUCGUGAAACAAUUCGGUCUCGAUGACUGGUUGACCUUUAUCUCAUGGUUCUUUUUCGUUUUCUAUUGCACAUUCUCCAUUGCGGGCACACAUCACGGCACAGGCCAACAUGCCGUUGACCUUCCACCAAACGAGCUACCAAUUGGGUUAAAGUGGUGGUGGGCAUGUGAACCCGUCUAUGUCCUCGCCGGUCUCGCCUUGAAAGCCAGUAUCGGCGUCCAACUCCUCCGUAUCGCCGUCUCCAAGACCCACAAGCUCAUCAUCUGGAUCACCGUCGGCACUCUGGAAAUCGUUGGUGUCGCCUACUUCCUCGUCUUCGUCAUGCAAUGCAUGCCCUCCGAAUACUUCUGGACGCGCUUCACCGGCGGCACCGGGUCUUGCAUGAACCCCCAAAUCGUCGUCGACGCCACCUACGCCUACUCGGCCAUCACCUGCGCCACUGACUGGAUCCUGGGUCUCCUGCCCAUCUCUCUCGUGUGGCACCUGCAGAUGAACUCGCGCACGAAACUCAUGGUUGCCGGCAUUCUGUCCAUCGGUGCAGUCGCCUCAACAGCAACCAUCGUCCGCAUCCCCUACGUCAAAGACCUCGGCAACCAAGCCGACUUCCUCUGGGCCACCUCCGACGUCGCCAUCUGGUCCACCGCCGAAACCGGCAUCGGCCUCGUCGCCUCCUCCCUCGCCACCUUGCGCCCUCUUCUCCGCCUCUUCCUGACCAAGUCCCAACUGGGCGAGAGCACCUCGGGCGGACUCGGCACUCAGCAAUUCGGCGCCACCACCAACGCCAACGGGUACAUCCGCAGCCGCACGCCCAAGAACGGCGCCGAGGAAUUCGGUCUGCGCAACGACAUUGGCAAGGGCCGCGGCGUCACGACGGUGGUGGAAGCCGGCGGCAGCGACGGGACGAAGCGCAGCAUGUCGGGCAGCAGGGAGAGCGUGGGACCGCUGACGGCGGCGAAUAAUUGGAACACGAGCGAGACCAAGUUGACGGAUAUGAGCAGUGAUGAUGGGCAUGGCAGUGGUGGACAUGGCGGGAGCAGCGGGUGGCCGACGGGAACCAAGACGACGACAGUGACGCAUGUUGUUGAGUCUUGAGGAAACUAUCUGGUUGUCUGGUUGUCGUUGACGGAGAAAGGGGCCGGUUAUUGUUGUUGUUGCUGUUGUGUCGGAAAGGAAAGGAAAAAGAGAUGGACAGGACUGCGGGUUGAACACCACCACCACCACCAAUCACCAAUCACCUAAUCGACUGAGUUUCGUGUUCUACGGCGACCCUCUCCGUCCCAUCGUGUGCGGUCCAUCGGUCCCUCCGCCCCCCACCAGUCAUCGCCAUCGUCAAAGCGAAAAGUCAUCGUCGUCAUCGUCGUCAAAGCGAGAGGCUUAUACUUGGCAUAUUGUUUUUCUGUCUGUUCUGUUUUAUAUCCAUACAUCCAUCUAUCCUCAUCAUUAUACCUACCUAUUGGAUAACUUCCUUUUUCUUGUACAUAUAUCCACCCUCUCUUUCUCUUUUCUGCAUCUUCUUCUUCUUGUUUUUGUUCUACAAUACCUAUGUCCAUGGCGUUUUUAGAAUCUACUCCGAAAGGGCGAGUGA